Molecule: messenger RNA, 3008 nt
Organism: Trichogramma pretiosum
Lineage: Eukaryota; Metazoa; Arthropoda; Insecta; Hymenoptera; Trichogrammatidae
Product: rab-like protein 6
Exons: 4
Coding region: 331-2427 (698 amino acids)
Cellular component (GO): nucleus; cytosol
Molecular function (GO): GTP binding; GTPase activity
Source: RefSeq, a predicted model, not a curated record
UUAUCAAAAUAAUGACUGUUGUGAUGGUGUUAUUGAUGAGUUUCGAUACCUAUCAAUAGUUUGUGUACCUGCGCUAAUAGCUAAGUUGAUUUGACUACGAGAUCGAGGAAAAAAAGAAUCGCCUGUUAGCGUCAAUAAUGUUGACAAGUGCAAUAUUGUUAUCCUCGAGAAAACUGUUUGUGUUCAUUUGAAAUUUUCUAGUUUAAUCUGGUUAUUAUUUAACGUCCUGAUAAUCUGUUGUAAAGUACGAUUAUUAUUACAUUCGUUUCGUACUUUGAGAAGUCGUAGUAGUUCGAAUUAAUCGAUUGAAGUUACGGACAAGAUUCAAUCAUGUUUUCGGCGUUCAAGAGAUUGGCUGGAAAAUCCGAGGGGGUGUCCUCAUCGUCCCCUAGACCAGCUCAUCAAUCCAUGCCUACGAAUUUGCAGAGGAAAUUUGCAAAAGGCGUCCAGUAUAAUAUGAAAAUAAUAAUUAAAGGGGAUAGAAAUGUUGGAAAAACAUGUUUGUUCCAUAGAUUGCAAGGGCAAAAGUUUGUCGAAGAAUAUGUACCCACAGAUGAAAUUCAAGUUGCCAGUAUACAGUGGAACUACAAGGCGACAGAUGAUGUUGUUAAAGUUGAAGUUUGGGAUGUCGUCGAUAGAGGCACAAGAAGAAAGAAAAUGGAUGGUUUGAAAAUGGACAAUAUUGCAUCGGCUGAGAGUGUUAUUGAGGAGCCUGCACUGGAUGCAGAGUUUUUAGAUGUCUAUAAGGGAACCAAUGGUGUAAUAAUUAUGAUGGAUAUAACUAAACACUGGACUUUUGAUUAUGUUCAACGAGAACUGCCAAAGGUGCCCAGCCACAUACCUGUUAUUGUUUUAGGUAAUCACUGUGAUAUGUCACAUCACAGAACAGUUACAAGUGAUCACGUUACUUACUUCAUUGAAUCAUUGGGAGAGAGGACUGCACAGAUUCGCUACGCAGAAUCUUCCAUGAGAAAUGGAUUUGGUUUGAAACUUUUGCACAAAUUUUUCAAUCUUCCAUUCCUUCAAUUACAAAAAGAGACUCUUUUACAGCAAUUAGAAACCAACAAAGAGGAAACAAAUUUAACUGUACAGGAGUUGGAUCUUUUCCAAGAUAGCGAAGAUGCAGAUUAUAAUAAAUUUUUAGACAAUUUGGUCAACAAACGAAGAGCAGCAGCCGAUUCGGUUUCUGCCACAUUAAUUCCCAAUGUGCAGUCUUCUCUCAGCCCUCACGGCAACAUCAAUCACGCAAACGUACCCGUCGCAAAAGUACUGGGACCGAUCGGAGGUGGCACUCCGAUUCCAGUCAAGACUGCGGAUAUCAAGCUAUUGGUGAAAAAAGACGCGUCCACGCUGUCUCAAGCGAACGGUGGAAGCAGGAGCGAACCAUCCGCGCUCUCGAGCAGUGCCAGCGUUCCCGAGCACAUGAAUUCCAAAUCGACCGUCAACAGCGUCAGUCCAUCCAAAGUAUCGUCCAUUCGAAAGCAGAUGAGCCUCGACAAGGACAAGACGACGACGACGGCGUCGGGCGAGGAAACGAAGACGGUUUUCGGCGUGCCGAUCGCCAGCGUGGAAGACUUCGUGCCCGACGACGGAUACAUCGACAAAUCGUUUUUAGAAGAUAAUAGUCAUUCGAAUUCACAGGCGAGCCAGAAGAAACAGCUCGACUCCGAUAGCGACACGGAAACGGGAAAUCCUCUGGUGGCCGGUAUCGAGGACGAUCUGUCCUCGGCCGACGAGAUGCCGUCCCCAGUCCCGGUACUGACGACCCUAUCCGAGAAUCCGCUCAGCAAGCAGAGGCACAAACGAAGCGGCGGUGGCGGCGACAUGGCCAACUCAGUGGCGGCCUUCACCAUCGACUCGUCGCCGCCACCGUCGUCGAUCGUCAAGCGCCGCGGCUCCAGCUCGUCGAUCGAGCAAGAGCUCCGGCUGUCGAGCAAGCUGCAGCUUCAGCAGGACGCCGCGAACUCCGACGACGCCACCGCGACGUUCGACAGCUGGCUGGGCCAGCGCGGCGACUCCUGCAAGUGGCGACAGAGCCCCGAGGGCGGCGAGGACGUCAGCAGCAGCGUCAGCGUCAGCGCCAAGAAGGACAGGCUGCAUCAUCAUCAUCACGAGCUGAGCGACAAGAGCCUCGACGCCAGCGUGACCAGCUCGAACGUACAUCUGGAUCUGCUGGACAACGGCAGCGCGAGGCAGCCCAGCUCGAACAGUAGCAGUCCGGUGAUGAAGGAGAAGAAGAAGCACAGGGACAAGACUGAGGACAAGGAGAAGAAGAAGAAGAAAAAGUCAAAGGACAAGGACAAAUCCGACAAAUCCGAGAGGAAGAAGAAGAAGUCGUCGAAACGAGAGGAGAGACAGCGCGACGAGCUGGAGGAGUUCUUGAACGGGCCGAGUUCGGGCCUCGACGCGGCUUACGAAGCGAUUUAAUGAUUGAAUUGUACUUCAUUAUACACAUUGCAAUUGCGUUAUCGUUACUUAACGAGGAAUCACUCGAAGCGUUAAAACUCUUGAUUGUACUUUUUUACAGCGACCGCAAAAAUUUUGUCCGAUCUCUUUCAGCGUGUAACAUCGAAUUUGACACAAUAAUUGCAUUAAUGAUAUAUACGACAUCGUUACAGACGAAUUUCCGACCGAUGUGAUUUUAGUUACUUCAUUUAGAAUUACGCGAUAGCUAUAAUAAACAUAUAUUUUUAUACUCGUAUAACUUUUUCGAAAGAAUUUCCAUGAAAUAGAACCGAUUAUAGUUUUUUCUUCAUUCGCGCGCGAAAUUACUUGUGGGCAACGUCUAUAUGUAUAAAUAUUCCAAAUGAACGAGAGACAUGUCGCAAUGCGCCCGUUGCCGAUUAAUCAAAUGUAAUCUAUUAUUAAAUGGCAUUUGUUAAACUUCAUUUAAGAUAUAAAUAAAAGCUAUAUUGACUGUUUGAAAAGUAUCUACAUAUAUUAUAAAUAUAUAUCAUUUGUUCAUCAUGGUAUUGAGAGAAAAAGUAAUAAAAUUUAUUCAGUGCGAA